Molecule: messenger RNA, 861 nt
Organism: Trichoderma breve
Lineage: Eukaryota; Fungi; Ascomycota; Sordariomycetes; Hypocreales; Hypocreaceae
Product: short chain dehydrogenase domain-containing protein
Exons: 4
Coding region: 1-861 (286 amino acids)
Cellular component (GO): cytosol
Molecular function (GO): oxidoreductase activity
Source: RefSeq, a predicted model, not a curated record
AUGCAGCCUCCUUUGCCCUCUGCUACGCCAAGCUGGCGCAAUGACACUUACACGGCCAUCUCGCCCACAAGGCCUGAGCUCAAUGCUUCAGGCAAGACCAUUGUCAUCACCGGUGCUGGGAGCGGCAUUGGCCGCGAGACGGCCACGGCAUUUGCAGCCGCGGGAGCUGCCCGCAUUGCCCUGCUUGGCCGGACGGAUGCGUCGCUAAAGGAAACUGCUGCCGCACUGCCCUCGUCUGUUUCAACCUCGUCCCAUGUGGUCGAUGUCACAAGCGAGGAGUCUCUGGCCAAGGCGGCUGGGGUGAUUGGCACGUGGGAUGUGCUCGUCCUGGGGGCUGGUCAUGUCUCCACGCCGUCGAGCAUUGCGGAUUCGAACUUUGCUGAGUUUUGGCAGUCUUUCGAGACCAAUACCAAAGGCACCUAUGCUUCGCUUCACGCAUUCUUACCCACUGCCAAUGCUACCCAUGCCGCGGUCAUUGCGGUGACCACAGGCACCACGGCCCUUCCAGCAACCAUGGUGCCGGGACUGUCGGCGUACAUGUCGUCCAAGCUCGCACAGACGAAGCUGAUCGAGUUCCUGGCUGCCGAACACUCGAACCUCUUUGCAGCGACCCUGCACCCGGGCAUGGUCGAGACGGGCAUCUUCACCAAAAGCGGUGCCAAGGCCGAGGCUCUUCCCAUGGACAAAGUACAACUUCCGGCGCACUUCACCGUCUGGUUGGCGAGUCCUGAGGCGGCCUUCCUAAACGGGAGAUCGGUCUGGGCGAAUUGGGAUGUUGAUGAGCUCAAGGCAAAGGCAGAGGCCAUCCAGCAGAGCCAGCUCUUCACUGCUGGCAUCAACGGCUGGCCUUUUACCCCAUAG